This is a messenger RNA of Staurois parvus, 1508 nucleotides long. Lineage: Eukaryota; Metazoa; Chordata; Amphibia; Anura; Ranidae. The record is from the annotation of a GenBank genome assembly.
AGCCCUCUUGAAAAAGCACAAGCAGCAAAGAACAAGGGUAACAAAUAUUUUAAAGCUGGCAAAUACGAUCAAGCCAUCCAGUGUUACACUGAAGCCAUCAGUCUUUGUCCACCGGAGAAGAAAGUGGACUUGUCUACCUUCUACCAGAACCGAGCGGCAGCAUAUGAGCAGCUUCAAACGUGGAAAGAAGUGGUCCAAGACUGUACGAAAGCAGUGGAACUGAAUCCCAAGUAUGUGAAGGCUCUCUUCCGACGGGCCAAAGCACAUGAAAAGCUUGAUAGCAAGAAAGAAUGCCUUGAAGAUGUUACGGCAGUUUGUAUCUUGGAGGGCUUCCAGAACCAGGCCAGCAUGCUGCUUGCAGAUAAAGUACUAAAGCUGCUUGGAAAAGAGAAAGCCAAAGAUAAAUACAAGAACAGGGAGCCACUAAUGCCUUCACCUCAGUUCAUCAAAUCCUACUUCAGCUCUUUCACAGAUGACAUUAUCUCCCAACCACUGCACAAAGGAGAAAAGUCAGAUGAAGACAAGGAUAAGGAGGGAGAGCAGGCUGUGGUAAAGGAGAAAUCUGGUUAUUUAAAGGCAAAACAAUACAUGGAAGAGGAGAAUUAUGACAAGAUCAUAAGUGAGUGCACAAAGGAAGUGGAGGCUAAAGGAAAGUACAUGGCAGAAGCUUUACUACUGAGGGCCACUUUCUACCUGCUCAUUGGAAACUCUGCAGCUGCUAAACCCGACCUGGAUCAGGUCAUUAGCAUGGAAGAAGCCAAUGUGAAGUUAAGAGCAAAUGCCCUGAUCAAGCGAGGGAGCAUGUACAUGCAGCAACAACAACCUCUCCUGUCAACUCAAGACUUUAACAUGGCUGCUGACAUCGAUCCCCAAAAUGCUGAUGUUUAUCAUCAUAGAGGGCAGCUAAAAAUCCUUCUUGACCAAGUGGAGGAAGCCGUAGCAGAUUUUGAUGAAUGUAUUAGAUUGCGGCCAGAUUCUGCUCUGGCUCAAGCACAGAAAUGCUUUGCACUAUACCGAAAAGCAUAUACAGGCAGCAAUCCACUACAGAUCAAAUCCGCCAUGAAAGGUUUUGAAGAUGUUAUUAAGAAGUUUCCAAAAUGUGCAGAAGGUUAUGCCCUUUAUUUAUGGCCCAGGCACUAACAGAUCAGCAGCAGUUUGGAAAGGCUGAUGAGAUGUAUGACCAGUGCAUAGAGUUAGAGCCAGACAAUGCCACAACAUAUGUUCACAAAGGUUUACUUCAGCUUCAGUGGAAGCAAGAUCUAGAUAAAGGGCUAGACCUCAUCAGCAAAGCCAUUGAAAUAGAUAACAAAUGUGACUUUGCCUACGAGACCAUGGGGACAAUAGAAGUUCAGAGGGGAAAUCUGGACAAAGCCAUUGAAAUGUUCAAUAAAGCCAUUAACCUGGCUAAAUCUGAAAUGGAAAUGGCCCACCUCUACUCACUAUGUGAUGCUGCAUACGCUCAGACAGAGGUCGCCAGAAAGUACGGCUUGAAGCCGCCAACACUGUAA